CAGUCCAGCUCCUGUAUUCGACCACGUCCAAGUUGUUCGAGAAGGUCGACAUGGUUUGCCCUCCGCCUCGCGUGCCUGCUCAGUGUGUGAGAACGAUCUAAUGCGAGCACUGCGCGUGCCAGUGAUAUCAAUGUGGUCGUGUCGAUGACAAUCGUCCAGUGAGGGGCUCGCCUACAGCUUCUCGAGAGAUCGCAAUUCGCGACGGUGCCGCAGGCCGAGCUGCUGGUUAUGCCUUCGCCCUGAAUUCGGCCGAUCCGUUACGGCGUAACUCGUUUCUCGAUGGACGGCGGUCGCAGAGGGGCGAAGAAGCCAGCUCCGAAGAGCAAGCUGGUCGUCAGCCGUGCCAAGCAUUCUUCCUCCGCCGAUUCCGCCUCCCCCACAUCCACCACUCCAUGGAGUUCUCCGCCGAUGGACCCUCUCCCCGCACCCCCCCGCCGCAGCCCAGAUUCCUCCGCGCGCCCACUCCAGCUAGGGGGGCGCGGAGGCCAAGCGGGCAGUGGCGGAGGAGCUGGUAGGCUGAGCGGGGGCGGGGGCGGGAUAGGAGUGGGCAAUAAGAGGCGGUUGGUCGCGCUGGCGUGUAUGGCGCUGCUUGUGAUCGGCCUUGCUGGGGGCGUGUACUGGUUGCUGCUGGGGCAGCAGGAGGGAGCAGAGAAGAACAGCCUCUCGAGAAUAGGCGAGCAGAAGGUGGACGAAGGGGACGAUAGGAAGGCACGAAGAGAAAGUGGGGGGAGACGUGGGAAGGGUGAAGAGGGAGCGGAAGGGGAGGGGGAGAGAGGUGAGGGUUUUGCGGAAAGGAGAGGUGAGGACGGAGACGAGAGUGGGGAGGAAAGGGAGGGCGACAAUGGGGACACUGGGGAAGGAGAGGAGCUUGGGGGGGGAAGAAAUGGUUCAGAGAUGCAAGGAGUCGAAGAAGCGGAUGAGCUAAUAAUGGGGAUGGGAGGGGGCGAGAGGAGCAUGAAAAGAAAGAAGACAGGUGCGGAGAGGGGAGGCAGAAAAGCGGAGAAGAGAGUGGUGGAGGAGGUUGAGAGUGACAUGUAUGAUGGGGAUACGGGAGACGGGAGAGAGGGGGGGGAUGUCAAGGAGGAGGAUGGACGGGAAGAGGAAGAGAGGCGGGCUAUGGCGAACGAAGAGGCUAGACACAGGGGUGCUGCUGAGGUGGAAGAGGUGGUGGAAGAUGACCGGGAGGGAGGAGAAGGGGAGGAGAGUGGCGAAGAGGGUGGGGAAGAGAGCAGAGUAGAGCACGAGGAGGGCUUUGGUGCGAGGGCGAGAGGGAAGAGAGGUGGGGAGGAAAGGGAGGAAGAGAGGGAUGAGGACGGGGAGCGGGGUGAGGAGGAGGUGGACGGGAAGGGGAGGCGCAGAGGCGGUGUGGGUGAGGAAGGAUUGAGCGAGGAGGGAGAGAGGCUAGGGAGGGAUGCUGGUGAGGAAUUUGAGUCUUCAGCAGGGGGUGAGGACGAGGAAGGUGGAACCAAGAGGAGAGGCAAACGGGCAACGAGAAAGAGGGCUUUAGAAGGUGAAGAGGAGGAGGAAGGAAGCAGUGGGAGGAGGAGGGAGAUGGAAGAGGAUGGCAGGGACUAUGGUGCUGAGCAGAGCGCGACUGAAGAGAGGAAAGGAAGGGGCGGUAGGAGUGGAGAAGGUGGGGACGAGGAGGAAGGGGAAGCGGCGGAGGGGAGUGGGGGGAGAGAAAAGCGAGUUGGUCGAGCCAAAGAGGAAGAGGAGGAGGAGGAGGAGGAGGAGGAGGGGGGCGAGGGAGAAAUUGGGUCUGUGCGUUCAAGGAAGAAGAAGAGAAGGGUGAGUCGGAGGGAAGAGGAGAGAAAUGAAAUGGAGGGAGAGGGAGGAAGGGAAGUACGGCGCGAAGAGGAGGGAGGAGGAAGCUACAGAGAGGGUGGUGUGAGAGAGAAAAAGACACGGGUUGGGUUGCGUAGCACCUCUGGGAGGAAGGUAAGAGUGAGAAAGAAAGGGAAAGGGGCGUCUGGGGCUGGAGAUACGGACUUAGCAGCCCUAGAGCAGCAGCUAGACGAGAUGGACGAGAUGAUCCGAGAUGCUGGGGGGGAGAAGGAGGCGGAGGGGGAGGGGGAAGGUGAGGGGGAGCGGAAGGGGGAUGAGAGGAGAGACGAGGAAGGGGAAGUGGAGAGACGGACGGAGAGAGGUGGCGAGAGGGGCAUGCGUGCUAGUGGGGAGGGACGUGUGCGUGUGGGUAAGCGAAGGAAGGGAAGGGAGAGUCAAGGGGGUGAGGAAGGGGAGGUGGAGGAAGAGGGAGAUGAGGAGGUAGGGAGACAGGAUGAUGGGGAGAGGAGAGGAAGGGGCAUGCUGAGAAGAGGAAAGGGAGAAGGGAAAGUGCAAGAGAAGAGAGUGAGAGAGGAAGCGGAUGAGGCUGGGGAGGAAUAUUCUAAAGAGAAGGAAGGAAGGGAAGAAGAUGAAAGUGUGAAAGAGGAGGAAAGUGGGGAAGGCCGGAAAAGAGAGAAAGUGGAGGGAAGAGGGAAAGAGGACGAGAGAGAGAAGGAUGAAGAGAAGUCUGCAAAAAGAGCAAAGGAGGAGGAAUCAGAGGAAGAGGAGGAAACACGGGAAAAGGACGACGCACAGGAAAGUGAGGAAACAGGGGAGGAGGAGGACAGCAAGAAAGGAGUGCAAGUGCGAGGAGAGGGAAGUCUGAGAAAGAAGGUGUCUGGAACACAGGAGAGUGAGAGAGAGGAGAGUGAGGGAGGAGAAGAGAAGGAAACAGUGAUGAAGGGGAAAGGAAGUCGUAAGGACGAGGAGGAAGAGGAGAAUGGGGAGGAUAAAAACUAUCGGAAGGGAAAGGUAGACGAAGAAGCAGAAGAGGGUGCUGGGGAAGGAGAAGGGGCGCAAGGUGGCCGUGCGCGUGGUGUGCAUAGCGCAGUGAGGAAUGGGCUAGUGAGUGAGAAGGGGCAAGGUGUAGAGAGUGAGGGAGAGAGCGAGGGAGAGAGCGAGGGGGAGAGCGAGGGAGAGAGCGGGGGAGGGCGCAAUGCAGCAGGGGAGGAUGAUGAUGGUGAUGCCGCUGUAAGUAAACAAUUCGUGAAGCGAGGUGGGGGGAAGGGAAGGAGCAGGCAUGGGGAGAGCGAGGGAGGGGGAAUGGAAAAUGACGAACCGGUGGAGGGUGGCAGUGAGAGGGCAAGCGCAAAGGAACGAGUGAGGGGAGAAUCAGAUGAGGAAGAGAAAGAAGUGCUGAAGGUGAAGGGAGGAGUGGAGGAGGGAGGAGCGAAGGAGGUGGUGAGGGAGGAGGAUCUGGAGCAGCUGGGCGUGCAGCGCAGCCGAGUGAGGGUGUCGGAGCAGCCCCGGGUGGUGGAAGACGCAGACCAGGCUGCUGUGGCCGAUACGCAGGUGGAGAUGGUGGCAGGGGCGCGGGGGAAACAGACGGUGGGAGGACGUGGGGGGGAAGAGGAGGAGGAGAAGACGAGUGAAGUCACUGAGAGGAGUGGGAGGAGGGGAGAGGAUGAGGCAGGAGAUGGUGAAAGGGAGGCGGAAGAGAAGGCUAGUGGAGAGGGUGUGAAGGAUGAGGAUGCAACAGAGGAGACGAGGGGGGAUAAGAGAGUGAGCAUGAGGGUGGGGAAGAGCAGUGGUGGAGGAGAGGACGAGGGUAAUGAGGGUGAUGAGAAGGUAGGGGGGAAAGGGAAUGAGGGAAGGGAGAGUGGUGGGGAGAGGGACGGAAAUGAGGAAAAGGGCAGAGAGGAAGUGGACGAGGAACAAGGCACGGAGGAACACAAGGAAAGGAACAAAGGCAAGGAGGUUGACGAGGAGGAGGAGGAAAAAGGGAAAGAGCAGGGCAAGGAACGACAGCAGGCAGGAUUGAGUCAGGCAGUGCAAGAGCAGGCUGAUGGCGAUACAAGGCCGAAGCGUGAGACAGCGCAGCGUGAAGGUGCUGAUUCCGAGAAAGGAGCAGCAUUGGAGAAGGCUGGUGAGGAGGGCCUGGUUGGACGUGGGAACGAGGGUGUGCUGAAAACUGAGGAAGGAGGAGGAGGAGGUGGUGAGGUGAACGAGGAAGAGAGUGAAGGGACAGAUCAGGCGAACGGGAAGGGGAAGGAGAGAGAUGCAGAGGAGGAGGGAGGAGCGAAGGAGGUGGUGAGGGAGGAGGAUCUGGAGCAGCUCGGCGUGCAGCGCAGCCGAGUGAGGGUGUCGGAGCAGCCCCGGGUGGUGGAGGACGCAGACCAGGCUGCUGUGGCCGACACACAAGUGGAGAUGGUGGCAGGGGCGCGGGGGGCACAUGGCAGAGAGGAGGAGGAGAGGAGGGGAAAAGCAAAGGCGAGAAUGGGAGGGGCGGUAAGGGAUAGAGAAGGAGAAGCUGAAGAGGGCGGGAAGGAGGUUGUGGCCAAGGCAGUAGGCAGGGAAGAGGUGGAAGAUAAGAGUGUACCGGAGAAAGAGUCGGCUAGUGCCAGGGUGAAGGAGGAAGAGGCGGAGGAGAGAAGGGAAACUGGCGAUUCGGUUACAAGAAAAGGAGAAGAGGAGGCUGAUGCGGGGUUGGAGGCUGAGAAGACAGCGAAGAGGAGUGGGUCGGAGAGUGGUGAUGAUGUGAGUGGUGGCGGCAAGGGCAUUCGUGAAGUGGUGGAUUCGGCAAGCAAUGAGGUGCUCACAGGGGGCGAAGCAGGGAGGAUGGAUGAAGCCACAAAGGAGCCACCACCACAAGCACCAGCGGCAGCAGCAGCAGCAGCAGCAGCAGCAGGAGCAGCAGGAGCAGGGGGCGCAGGGGCAGGGGCAGGAGACGGAGGAGGUGGAGGGGCAGGUGAAGCAGGGGAUGAGUCGGCGGGUGGCAUUGCAGUGGGAGCAGCUGGAUCACCCAGCAGCCUCCAUAGCAAUACCAGUGGCAGUGCCUCGGGAUCUCCUGCGUCUGCAGAGCACAAAGGGGUUGACAGUGAUGGGGGGAGUGGGAAUGAUAUCCGGGAAGGGGGAGUGGGAAUGAUACCAGGGAAUGAUACUUCUAGUGCCGUUGCUGGUGCUGAGAGUGAGGGAGGGAAGGGGGUUGAGGAGAGUGCGGGCAACCCUGCAGCGGACGCGCCAUUGGCGUCUGUUGCGUCUGCUGCUGAUGCUUCUAGUGGUCUUUCUCUGCCCCCGGGCGGUUCCAUGGUUGGAGGUGCGUCAGCUGCUGCUGGUGGUGAUGAUGAUGCUGCUGCUGGGGAGAGCGAGGGUCGAGGGGACGGAGGUGAUGGGGAGGGUGGAAAGGCAGCGAAAAGCAAGAAGAAGAAGUCUACGAAGAAGAAGAGUAAGAAGAGCAAGAAGAGUAAGACAAGCAAGUCUUCGAGGGCGGUGAGCGAUGAGAUGGUUGGGGGAGAGGGACUGGAGAAGGGAGAGCCUGCUAGCAGCAGCAGCAACGAAGGCAGCAGUAGCGAAGACAGUACCAGAGAUGCCGAUGCGGCAGAGAGAGGUGCAAGUGAAGCAGGCUCCACCAGAACGCCCCCUGGCGGUACAGGUGCCACUAGCUCAUCGCAAGCAGCAACGGGCUCAGAUGGUGGGGGGGGAGACGGGGCAGGUAGAGACAAGGAAGGGGAUGGAUUGAGUGGGAAGCAGGGGGGUAGGGAUGGAGGGAGUGAAGAGAGCACGAGUGAAGAGACAGAGAGGGUCGUGGAUUUGUCGGAAGAGCAUGUGCGGGGGUCCGUGCAGGGCGAAGCGGAGCGGAAGGAAGAAUCAGAAUCAACGAUGGGAGGUGGGGAGGCGGAGAAGAAAGAGAGGGGAGAAGGGGGAGAAAGCCAACGAGAGGAGUCUCUGGGCAAGGCAAAGUCAAAGACAAAGAUGAAUACCAAGACAAAGACGAAGACCAAAAGGAGGAAGAAGAAGAAAGCAGAGGAGACAGGAGAGGACAGUGGAGAGAAGGAGCAAGAGGAGAAUGGCAGAGGGAGCUCAGGGGGUGCGGACGUGCGAGGUGAGAACGUGUCCGGUUUGAAAGAGCAUCAGGAGGAAGGGGCAGUAGACGGUCAGUCGAGGGGUGAAAGCAGCAAGGCCAAUGAGAGGAUUGAAGGGCUUGGUAGUACUGAGGCAGAGGGGGGAGCAGGAGGAGGGGGACGAGGAGGAGGUUUGGUGCAGGCUGGUGGGAAGCAGGACGUGCAAGGUGGUGAGGCAGUAGGUGAGGCAGUGGGUGAGGCAGGGGGUGAGGCAGGGGGUGAGGCAGGGGGUGAGGCAGGGGGUGAGGCAGGGGGUGAGGCAGGGGGUGAGGCAGGGGGUGAGGCAGGGGGUGAGGCAGGGGGUGAGGCAGGGAGUGAGGAGAGUAGCCAUGGCAGGGGAGGGGGUGGGUCAAAGGAUGGCAGCACAUAUGGCAUGGAUGGGUCCAAGAAAACGAAGAGAACCAAGAGAAAGAAGAGCCGAAAGGCACUAGAGUCAUAGGAGCCUGAGUUGAUGAGUGGCUGGCUGGGCCUUGGACGCUAGUGUUUGGUCUGAUGUAGAGACUAACCGUAGGUGCUAUCCUAUCCUAUGCCUGCAUUUGUUAUGACUAGGGACAUCAGAGGGCAUGAGUUAAUGUAGGGAAAGAUUAAGAAGACUUUUGUUGCAUUGCAGGGUCUGGCUUCCAGUGUUCACUGAAGGCCUGCUGUUAGGGGAAAGUCUCAGAGUAGAAAAAAGUGAACUAGAAUAA
Closterium sp. NIES-67 is the source of this 6571-nucleotide messenger RNA. The record is from the annotation of a GenBank genome assembly. NCBI's taxonomy places the organism in Eukaryota, Viridiplantae, Streptophyta, Zygnematophyceae, Desmidiales, Closteriaceae.